This is a messenger RNA of Mesorhabditis belari, 873 nucleotides long. The record is from the annotation of a GenBank genome assembly. Lineage: Eukaryota; Metazoa; Nematoda; Chromadorea; Rhabditida; Rhabditidae.
AUGGGAAAUCACUUUGGAGAUACAGACGGAGUAGCCAAAACGCGCGCAGUGACGGUCGAAAUCAAACAACUUUCCGGCGGAACCCUUCAGUUGUUCGGCGCGGAGCCCGAUGGAAAUGAUUGUUCGUCUCUAAAGCAAAUCGAUCCUGGCAAUUUCACAACGCCAUCAGCACAGCCCUUUUCUUUUGAUGCCUACUGUUUUGAGCUAAGCUGGAAUAUCACCGGUUCACCUGACGACGAGAUCGGUUUUUUGUUGACUCUGAGAACUGAACCAGAUCCAAGGGUUUUUGCAUUGACCGAAGAGACGCCGUCGUUUGCGAUUCACGGGGACCGUUUGCUGGAGUUUGAGAUAAUUCGACUGACAUUCGACGGGACCAACACCGUAACUGUGGACGUGUCGAGGGAAGAAUGCCGGAACGAGCAGUUGACUUGCCUUGGCAGCACGACGACUUUCAAAAGCUAUGCUGGCGCUGAUCCGGGUCCUCGUCCAAACGAGAAGCACCAUUUAAUUGAUGGAAGAUAUCCCGAUCUUCGUAUCGAUUCCACAUCUACAGCCACUACGAUUUUCACCGAACAACAAUGCGUGUUCUGUCUUGUAUUCGACAUAUUCUCCAAAGUGAUGUCGGGAGCGUAUACUAUGAACGGGAUGUCCCUAUGGACGUCGGGAUAUUAUCCGUGGAUUUUCGACAAACCGGAACGCCUUGCUCUGGGAGCAGUACCGUCAAUUUUUUAUUCUGGUUAUGUAGUUGAUAGUGAAGGAGAGCUCUCUCCAGGCGAGUUGCUAGACUUUCAAUUCAAACAGAUUGGAGCAUCACUCAGACCAACUUCACGCAACUCGAAAAUCACGAACGCAUUAAUGUCUCAUGCAUCUAUC